This is a messenger RNA of Doryrhamphus excisus (bluestripe pipefish), 3541 nucleotides long. RefSeq names its product dipeptidyl peptidase 4-like. Gene Ontology annotation, biological process: proteolysis. NCBI's taxonomy places the organism in Eukaryota, Metazoa, Chordata, Actinopteri, Syngnathiformes, Syngnathidae. Gene Ontology annotation, molecular function: dipeptidyl-peptidase activity; serine-type endopeptidase activity. Gene Ontology annotation, cellular component: plasma membrane. The record is from RefSeq and is a predicted model, not a curated record.
UUCCCAGACACCUGCGUGGACGCCGGUGUCAUUUCCUUCCUCCGCACGCUGUGGUUGUGUUUUUUUUUUGUGUGUGUGUCUUUCAGUUAUGGUCUCCGUUGCAAAGGUUCUCCUAGGGGUCUUUGGACUGGCCGUGGUGGUGGUUCUGAUCACAGUGCCCACCGUCAUUUAUUUGAAAGAGAAGCAAGAUGGUGGCAUCUACGAGAAGUACUUCACAUUGGCGGACGUCUUCAACAGCUCCCUCAAACCCAGGGCUUACAGCAUGAGGUGGAUCUCAGAUGCCGAGUACCUCCGGAGGCGAGAGGGCUCCGUUUAUCUCCACAACGUGGCCACGGGAGGGUCCUCUGUCUUUCUGGGCGGAGACAAGUUUAAGGAAAAAGACGCCACUGACUACCAGCUGUCGGCGGACCGAAGAUACGUGGCGUUCAUGAGCAACCACAGCAAGCUUUGGAGGCAUUCCUUCACGGCAUCGUACUCGCUCUACGACCGCACGUUGGAAAAGUUCCUGGAACCCAGUGACCUUCAUCAACAAGUCCAGUAUUUGGCUUGGGCUCCUGAAGGCAACAAACUGGCUUUUGUAUUCCAAAAUAACGUGUACAUAAAGACCAGCCCAGAUUCUCAGCCUCAGCAAGUUACCUUCGACGGCAAGGAGAACCUCGUGUUUAAUGGAAUUCCAGACUGGGUUUAUGAGGAGGAGAUGUUCUCAUCCAACCAGGGACUCUGGUGGUCUCCAGGAGGAAAAUAUGUGGCCUACAUCCAGCUGAACGAUACAGAGGUCCCCACUGUGGAGUACCCUUGGUAUGGGGAUAAACAGUACCCAAGUACUGUUUCCAUCCCAUAUCCAAAAGCAGGUUCCCCCAACCCAGUCGCCAGUCUGUUCGUGGUGGACACUGACAACACAACCCACACUUGGCAAGUUCCCGUCCCAGAACCGUUCCGCUCCAGCGAGCACUACUUGGCUACCGUGACCUGGGGAACUGACCAGCGUCUCGCCGUCCAGUGGCUGAAGAGACUCCAAAACCACCUCAUCCUUCAGAUAUACAACCUCAAUGGCUCCACUUGGGACCCAGUUGAGCAUCUGGACAUGCGCAGCUCCUCUGGUUGGAUCGGACGGUUUUCACCACCGGAUCCAGUUUUUGCUGCAGAUAAGAAGAGCUUGUAUUUGCUGAUGAGUGACGGCAAAGGCUACAAACACAUCCAUCACAUGGCGCAGGGCAAAGCCACAGCUAUCACUACGGGAGCAUGGGAAGUCGUCAACAUUCAGAAGGUUACUGCGGAUAGCGUGUAUUACUCCAGCAACCAAGAGGGUGGAAAACCUGGAGGACGCAACGUUUAUAGGUGGACCAACGGAGCCGUGACGUGUCUGACCUGCACCCUAAGCGGUGACUGCCAGUACAACUCGGCGGAUUUCAGCCACGAUGCGUCUUUUUACCUCAUGAGCUGCAGAGGUCCCGGCGUUCCGUACAGUUCUCUGGUGGAUAACAGGGACGGCACAGAGGUGAAACGUGUGGAGGACAAUAAGGAGUUCAUCCAGCUGGUAUCGCACAUCCGCAUGCCCCACAUGCGUCGCGGCAUCCUCAGGAUUGCGGGAUACGAUCUUUGGUACCAAAUGUUUUUGCCGCCGGGCUUUGAUGAGUCCAAGAAGUACCCGCUACUGCUGGAUGUGUAUGCAGGUCCGUGCAGCCAGAAGACGGACUUCCUGUACCGGGUGAGCUGGUCCACCUACCUGGCCAGCGAGGAGAAAGUGGUUGUUGCCAGCUUUGACGGGAGAGGCAGCGGCUACCAGGGCGACAAGCUCAUGCACGAAAUCUACCGACGUCUGGGAACCUACGAGGUGGAGGAUCAGAUAACGGCGGCCCGGGAAUUCAUCAAAAUGGGAUUCAUUGACAAAGAUCGAAUCGCCAUCUGGGGAUGGUCUUACGGCGGCUAUGUGGCAUCCAUGGCCUUGGGAUCUGGAAGCGGCGUCUUUAAAUGUGGGAUGGCAGUUGCUCCAGUCUCCAAAUGGGAAUAUUAUGAUUCCAUCUACACAGAGAGGUACAUGUUGACGCCGGCUGACAAUCCUGCAGCUUACAUGAACUCAACGGUGACGGCACGGGCCAAAAACUUCCAUGCGGUGCAGUACCUUCUGGUUCACGGAACUGCCGACGACAACGUGCAUUUCCAGCAGGCAGCGGAGAUAUCUGAAGCUCUGGUGGACGAGCAGGUGGACUUUGACGCCAUGUGGUACACGGACAAGGACCAUGGGCUCGGCGGUUCAGCCUACCAGCAUGUCUACACGCACAUGAGCCACUUCCUGCAGAGGUGCUUUGCGUGAAGCCCACGGAUCAACACAACUGGCAUCAAGCAGACUACCGAGACUCUGACUCUAUGACUAAUGUAUAUUGUUUAUAAUGGAGAGUAAUCACUACUCUGCCCUUCCUAUUUACGGAACACAACCACUCCAAGACUCCCGCAAUAUUUAAGACAUAUAUGAGAUUAUUUUUCCUCAUAAUAUUACGCUAUUCUCCCAAACCACAACUUUUUCAACACUCCGAAACCAGCUAAUGUCAUUCAUAAUUCCAUAAAACCAUUAAGAGUUCCACUAGAAACCUAACCUAGCUUAUUGCUAACGCUAGCCACCAUUUUUAUUCCUCUGGCGCGAAAAAUCACCGGACAUACAUGAUGUGAAUGAAUUAGUUCAUUGUUUGGAGUUACACCGAAAUGAUUCCUACCGCAAACCGCUGCAUUCAGGACACAUAACACACUUUAGUCCUGUCACUACAGUACAUUAUCGGAGAGCACAGCAAAAAAUGGCAAAAUACUAUGGAACACUCCAGCUAAUGUCAUUAAUGAUUCCACACCACAAGCCUUCCACCAUAAACUUCACCUAGCUUAGAGCCAACGUUAGCCACGGUGAAGAGUUGCAAAGUAUGAUUCCUCGAGCGCUAAAACUCUUCAGACGUGAAGACAAAACAGCUCCAAAACGAACGUUCAUGAUAAUUAAUCUUAUCUUGCCUUUGCUAUUUUAUCUUCAGAACUUUGUUUCAUAAUUCGUUAAUUUGUGAGGCGUUACACUGAAAUGAUUCCCACCGCAAACAACGAGGCUUUUCGCAUGUUUCCUAUCGCCUCUUAACAUGUGGAGCUCGCUAUUGGCUUUAAUGUCUGUUAACCACGACACAGUCAUCAAUACGCACACGUUUAUUCGAAUAAAAACAAAUUGUUUUGAUUAUUCCUUGACUUUUUUCACAGGCUCGGCAUAUAUACGAAGGGUUUUAUUAUAUGACAAUAGAAAUCCAGUUUUUGGUUACCCAUUUUGAUUUUUUAAAAAUGUCACAUGCAACAAUAUAUGAAAAUAUACUUCCUAUUUUUAUACCAAUAACCGGAUUUUUAAAAUAUAAACGUGUUGCAUAAAAUAUUAAAUUAUUAACUGUAACAUAUUAAUAAUUAUAAAAGUAAACAUUAGGCAUUAACAUUAAUAGUGGGCUACAUUGUGGCAGGAUGGAAACAAUAUAUUUUUUUAAAUAAACAAAUAAUAUUAAUAUAUAAUACAAAGAAAAAGUAA